UCUCUCCUCUCCUCCAGUUUCUACCUAUAUAUAUUUACACCAACCAUUGAAACACUGUCAACUACUACUUUUUUUUUCUCUCUUAAUUAAUUCUUAUUUCAGAAAACAAAGCAAAUGAUGAAGGGAAAGGGAAUUUUAAGCCCUAAUCUGAAGCUGUCUCUUCCUCCUCCUGCUGAGACCUCCUUCGCUAAAUUUCUAACCGAGAGCGGUACAUUCAAAGACGGCGAUCUCCUCGUUAACAAGGAUGGAGUUCGAAUUGUAUCUAAAUCCGAACCUGAAGCGCCUCCGCCUAUUAAGCCAUCAGAAAAUGACUCGGACGACCAAUUGAAUUUAGAUGAUAUGGACGCGAUUAAAGUUAUUGGCAAGGGUAAUGGUGGAAUUGUGCAAUUGGUCCAACACAAAUGGACUGGCCAAUUUUUUGCAUUGAAGAUUAUUCAAAUGAAUAUCGAAGAGUCAGCACGCAAGCAGAUUGCAAAGGAGUUGAAAAUAAAUCAAUCAUCUCAGUGUCCAUAUGUUGUUGUUUGGUAUCAGUCAUUCUAUAACAAUGGUGCCAUUUCAAUCAUCUUGGAGUAUAUGGAUGGUGGAUCCCUAGCAGAUUUUCUGAGAAAGGUUAAAUCCAUUCCCGAACCCUAUCUUGCUGCAAUAUGUAAGCAGGUGCUAAAGGGUUUGCUGUAUCUUCAUCAUGAAAGACACAUUAUCCACCGAGACUUAAAGCCAUCUAACUUGUUAAUAAAUCAUAGAGGAGAAGUCAAGAUUACGGACUUCGGUGUGAGUGCAAUAAUGACAAGCACCUCAGGACUGGCAAACACUUUUGUUGGCACAUACAACUAUAUGUCUCCUGAGAGAAUUAUUGGUGAUAAUUAUGGCUAUAAAAGUGACAUUUGGAGUUUAGGGCUAAUGUUACUCGAGUGUGCAACUGGUCAAUUCCCAUACACCCCACCAAAUCAGGCAGAAGGAUGGACUAACUUUUAUGAGCUCAUGGAACAAAUUGUUGAACAACCACCACCUUCUGCACCUUCAGAUCAAUUUUCUCCUGAAUUUCGCUCAUUUAUAUCUGCAUGUGUAAAAAAAGACCCAAAUGAAAGAAAGUCGGCUCAUGAGCUUCUGGGAAUGCCUUUCUUGAACAAGUAUGAUGGCUUGGAUGUAGACCUCUCGUCUUACUUCAACAGUGCAGGAUCACCACUUGCAUCUUUAGAACUUGUGUGAGUGCAGAUGGAGCAAGUAACCAGUCUUGCCAAAGACAUAAAAGCAUGAAGGAUAUGUAGUUUUUGUUGCAAGUGCAGAACUUGUUUGAGCAGCUGUAGUGGAAACAAGGCCCAAAGUUGAGGCAUAAUGAUUGUCCAAAAAAUCAUAAAGUCUUGCCAGAGGACUUGGAGUGUGAGGUACACCUUUAUUGUUGUGUUAAUGUUUUCAUAAUUGAAAAUGUAGUUGUGUCAUAUAUCACCUUUCCAAAAAAGAAAAAAAUUCGUGUCAUAUAUCAAGAACAAUUUAUAAACUUCCUGAAUUAGAAAUUGUAAUGAAAUAGAUGAUGGAAGUGAAUCUUUGCCCGUCUGUUUGAGCUCUA
Messenger RNA from Hibiscus syriacus, 1564 nucleotides. Its product is annotated as mitogen-activated protein kinase kinase 2-like. Gene Ontology annotation, cellular component: cytoplasm. Bases 115 to 1206 code for a protein of 363 amino acids. The record is from RefSeq and is a predicted model, not a curated record. The transcript has 9 exons. NCBI's taxonomy places the organism in Eukaryota, Viridiplantae, Streptophyta, Magnoliopsida, Malvales, Malvaceae. Gene Ontology annotation, molecular function: protein serine/threonine kinase activity; ATP binding. Gene Ontology annotation, biological process: protein phosphorylation.